AUGUCUCAGGGUCUUACAGACACUGGUGACGUGCUUGUGGGCACCUUGUUCCGCUGGAAUCCCGAGACUGAAGACCGCACCGACCACCUGGUCAUCUACAGCAGUGACGAAAUCUUCAUCGGACGCGAUGGAAAUCACUGUCAGUAUCAAAUCACCAAUCCCCUUGUCUCAAACAAACAUCUCCGGGUCUACACCAUCAUCUAUGAUGAAAUCAACCCAAGCGAGGUCCCCCCGCUUGUGUAUGCCCAGGAUAUUUCUAGCAAUGGGACUCGGUGGAAUGGCUACCCGAUGAACGGAAAGAGUUUCCUGCUCAGUGAUGGCGAUGUCCUCCAAAUCUUGCCCGAGUUCCAACUGAAAUUCGAAUCCGCCACAUACACGAAAAACCCUUUCACCCGCGUGCAAAUGGAGGAGAUGAGCAUGUUCAAGAAUAGCUACUGCGUAACUCAACGAGUGUUGGGCUCUGGCGCUUAUGGCCGCGUUCAAAUGGCUUACCAGACUGCCACCGGACAGCAGAUUGCUUGCAAAAUUGUUGAUCUCAGAAAGGUCAAAGAUAACAUUGCAGCAGAGCUGGAAAAUAUCCAGAGGUCCAGGGUUUUCCAACCCACAUCAGAAAUUACCAUGAAUCACAGACCACAGAGUGUUGAGGAGAGGAUCGCGGUAUAUUAUCGCGAGGCAGAAAUUUUGUCAAAGAUGUCCCACCCAAACAUCAUCAGCUUUGAAACCGCUAUCCAUUCCCAGGACACGAUUUACAUCUUCAAUGAGCUUGUGACGGCCGGCGACCUGCUUUCUUUUCUCCGAUACAAAGGAGGGACACUCAAAGCCGCUGAAGCAGCCUUCAUUACCCGUCAGAUUUUGCUUGCAGUGGAGUACCUUCACGACAGGGACAUCGUUCACAGAGAUAUCAAGCCAGACAAUAUUCUCAUGACUUCUCUGGAAGCAGGUGGUCGAGUCGUGCUGACAGACUUUGGAUGUGCCAGAGAGGUGACCCAGGCUAUCGAACGGAUGCAAACGAUCGUCGGCACGUCUGAAUACUGCGCCCCCGAGGUCAACCCGUCCAACAAACAGGGAUAUAGCAAAGCUAUCGACCUGUACUCCCUAGGCCGUGUGACCGCCGUCUUGCUGACAGGAACCACCCCAUCUCAUCAGCCAUACAGUCCAGAGUCUGAGACAAUGGAUGAACAAGAGUGUCUGAAACUCGAGCUGGCGGAACUAGGAAUAACUGGUUAUCCCAAGGACUUUCUUGAAAAUCUGCUCACCCUUGACGAGAAACAGCGCAUGAAUGUGAAGCAGGCUCUGCGCCACAAAUGGUUCACGUACCUCCCUUUCAAGGAUAAGCUUGAGGAGCUCUACCAGAAAUCCAUUGAAAACUGGAAGCCGAGACCCCGUUCCGACCCUGCACUCGUGAAAUUUGAUGUCCUUGUUGCCUUCCAGAAUUCCCUUGAACAGAACUACACGCUUCACACCCAGCCUGGGUGGAGGCUGAAAAGCUACAGACUCUUCGACAUCGUCAACCACUCUCCCGAUCUGUCUGACGGCAAUACCUCGGCUCAUGGAGCAGGACCAAAGCUACGAAAUGCCGCAGACAGCCUGUCCGCUUCUAGUCAACAGGAAAAUCUUCGCCCAGAACAGGGAGGACAACGUGCCCAUCAAGCUCUAAUCGAGGCCCGCGAGCACAUGAACCAGCUCAUGCAAACCACUCCCAACAUUAGACCCAGAACUCCGGAGGCUAACAGGGGCCAACCGCAAUUCGUGAGCCAGAUCAAUCGCCUGGAACCAGCCCACCCAUUCCGUGCCCCAGGUGGAAUCUAUCCCAGUCUUGCCGAGCGACUUGAUGAUAUGCCGAAAUACCCGUCCAAUGAUACUACGUUCUUCAACAUGGGAGAUCUCUCCACACCCACUGGCACCCAUCAUCGCACCCCGUCUCCGAAGCCGUUUACCCGACAGAGAGCUGCUGAGAUCAGAGCCUCUGAGUCCCGAGCUGCGGAGAAUCAGGCCAGCCUUGGCGGACAAGUCUACGAAGAGCUUUUCAACCCAGUCACCGGCAAGCGCAAGCGCCGCAUCUUCGGAAUGGAUGAGGACGACUUGUGGUAA
This is a messenger RNA of Penicillium cinerascens, 2091 nucleotides long. RefSeq lists its product as uncharacterized. The transcript is spliced from 7 exons. The coding region runs from base 1 to 2091 and encodes 696 amino acids. Lineage: Eukaryota; Fungi; Ascomycota; Eurotiomycetes; Eurotiales; Aspergillaceae. Gene Ontology annotation, molecular function: protein serine/threonine kinase activity; protein binding; ATP binding. Gene Ontology annotation, biological process: meiotic recombination checkpoint signaling; protein phosphorylation. Gene Ontology annotation, cellular component: nucleus; cytoplasm. The record is from RefSeq and is a predicted model, not a curated record.